AUGCAAUUCCAUACAAAAACAGUGGGUUGGUUGGAUUCCACGGGAAGUUAUCAUCUCAAUCAGAUUCUUCUACAGAAUCGAAAUGGUCCUUGCUUUAUUAUCUCAUUUAUCAAUACGCUUAUCUUAAGUCUUGAGUUGAAGGAAGACCAAGAUUGGCAUACAGUUAAAUCGAAAAAUCAGAGACAUAAGAAACAGUCGAUCCAAUCUUCUGUUACAGCUCAAAAUUCACUGGUUACAGAGUCAGAUUUACGAUCUUUGAAGGAGUUGAUUUCAUCGAAGAAUUUAGUUAGUUUAGAUUCUUUAUUAUAUGAAGUUUCCAAUCUGCUUCUAGAAGUGGCAAAUGAAGGAGAAGAACGUAUUGAUUUAAGCGAUAUUCUUAAUGUUUUACCACUACUUAGUACAGGACUCAAUGUAAAUUUGAAGUUUGAUCAACCAAUAGUGACGGAUUUUGAGGAAGAAACUAAGGCUGUAACACAAUUGAUGGAUUUUUUCGGACUUAAGAUGAUCCAUGGUUUUUUAAUGGAUGAUGGAAAAGAGAAGUUAGGCUCAGAAGUAGCCUUCGAUAAGGCUCAGGAAUUUAUGGUCAAGAUACUUGAUAAGUAUCCCGAGUUGAAAGAAGAUGAUACAAACCCUGAAGUUGUCAAGUAUUUCACCUUAAAGAGGUUUUUUGAGGAUAAUCGAACUCAGUUGACAAAACAAGGAUUGAAACAACUUGAAGGAACAUCAUCAGUAUUGAGAAAUAACGAGUUCGCGAUAUUCUUCAGGAACGACCAUUUCAAUACCAUUUACAAGAAGGAAAAUAAGCUAUAUACUCUGGUUAGUGAUGAGGGUUAUAAGGAUGAAAGUGAGGUUGUUUGGCAGAUGCUAGGGGAUGUGAAAGGUGAUGAAGAUGACUUUUUAACUGGCAAUUUUACCAAGCCUGAAGUACAGGAGACUAAGCGGACAAAUGAAGGUGCAGAGGGUGCGCCCGGUGCAGAAGGUGCAGAAGGUGCAUUUUCCGCGGGGGCAUUUUCCGCGGGGGCAUUUUCCGCGGGAGCAGUUUCCGCGGAAGAUCCAUUUUCCGUAGAAGAUGAGAUUUUAGCGAAGCAACUACAGCAGGAGGAAGAUGCACAAAUAUCUAGAACUUUACAGAACGAGUUUGAUAAGGAGGCUGAUGACAGGGGGAAAAAGAAGAAGAGAAAGAGGAAGCAGAAGCAGGACUCAAGGAAGCAGAACUCGAGGAAGCCAGAUUCCAAAGAACAAGAUCCCAAAGACAACCCCAAAGAUGGUUGCACUAUAUGCUGA
Brettanomyces nanus is the source of this 1284-nucleotide messenger RNA. RefSeq lists its product as uncharacterized. The record is from RefSeq and is a predicted model, not a curated record. Gene Ontology annotation, molecular function: cysteine-type deubiquitinase activity; cysteine-type carboxypeptidase activity; K48-linked deubiquitinase activity. Gene Ontology annotation, cellular component: cell periphery; cytosol. NCBI's taxonomy places the organism in Eukaryota, Fungi, Ascomycota, Pichiomycetes, Pichiales, Pichiaceae. Bases 1 to 1284 code for a protein of 427 amino acids. Gene Ontology annotation, biological process: protein K48-linked deubiquitination. The transcript has a single exon.